Molecule: messenger RNA, 1883 nt
Organism: Panicum virgatum (switchgrass)
Lineage: Eukaryota; Viridiplantae; Streptophyta; Magnoliopsida; Poales; Poaceae
Product: inorganic phosphate transporter 1-2
Exons: 2
Coding region: 93-1676 (527 amino acids)
Biological process (GO): phosphate ion transport; transmembrane transport
Cellular component (GO): membrane
Molecular function (GO): phosphate transmembrane transporter activity
Source: RefSeq, a predicted model, not a curated record
GCCAGUCUUCCUCUCCCAGCUCGAUCGAGCUGCAGCACCAGGACGAUCGCGAGUAGACGAGAAGCGAUCGAGAGCUUGUUGUUGGAACAAUAAUGGCGGGAGGUCAGCUCAACGUCUUGGCCACCCUCGACCAGGCCAAGACGCAAUGGUACCAUUUCAUGGCGAUCGUCAUCGCCGGCAUGGGCUUCUUCACCGACGCCUACGACUUGUUCUGCAUCGCGCUUGUCACCAAGCUCCUCGGGCGCAUCUACUACACGGAGCCCGGCUCCAAGGACCCCGGAACCCUCCCGCCCAGCGUGUCGGCCGCCGUCACCGGGGUCGCGCUCUGCGGCACGCUCGCGGGGCAGCUCUUCUUCGGGUGGCUCGGCGACAAGCUCGGCCGCAAGAGCGUCUACGGCUUCACCCUCAUCCUCAUGGUGCUCUGCUCCGUCGCGUCGUCCCUCUCGUUCGGGCACACGGCCAAGGGCGUCAUCGGCACGCUCUGCUUCUUCCGCUUCUGGCUCGGCUUCGGCAUCGGCGGCGACUACCCGCUGAGCGCCACCAUCAUGUCCGAGUACGCCAACAAGAAGACCCGCGGCGCCUUCAUCGCCGCCGUGUUCGCCAUGCAGGGCUUCGGCAUCCUCUUCGGCACCAUCGUGGCGAUCGUCGUCUCGGCGGCGUUCCGGAACGCGUACCCGGCGCCGUCGUACGCCGAGAACGCCGCGGCGUCCCUGGUGCCGCAGGCCGACUACGUGUGGCGCAUCAUCCUCAUAUUCGGCACCGUCCCCGCCGCCCUCACCUACUACUGGCGCAUGAAGAUGCCCGAGACGGCGCGCUACACGGCGCUCAUCGCCCGGAACACCAAGCAGGCCGCGGCCGACAUGACCAAGGUGCUGCACAAAGAGAUCCAGGACGAGGACGAGGAGGUGCAGCGCCAGGUGGUCGCCGGCGACACCUGGGGCCUCUUCUCGCCGCAGUUCGUGCGGCGCCACGGGCUCCACCUCCUGGCCACCACCAGCACGUGGUUCCUCCUUGACAUCGCCUUCUACAGCCAGAACCUGUUCCAGAAGGACAUCUUCAGCAAGGUCGGGUGGAUCCCGCCGGCGAGGACCAUGAACGCCAUCGAGGAGCUGUUCCGCAUCUCGCGCGCGCAGGCGCUCAUCGCGCUGUGCGGCACCAUCCCGGGCUACUGGUUCACCGUCGCGCUCAUCGACGUCGUGGGCCGGUUCUGGAUCCAGCUCAUGGGCUUCCUCAUGAUGACCGUGUUCAUGGUCGCGCUGGCGGUGCCGUACGAGCACUGGACGCAGCCGGCGCACCACACCGGCUUCGUGGUGCUCUACGGGCUCACCUUCUUCUUCGCCAACUUCGGGCCCAACAGCACCACCUUCGUCGUGCCGGCGGAGAUCUUCCCGGCGAGGCUCCGGUCCACGUGCCACGGCAUCUCCGCCGCCGCCGGCAAGGCGGGGGCCAUCGUCGGCGCGUUCGGGUUCCUGUACGCGGCGCAGGACCCCAAGAAGCCCGACCACGGGUACGCGCCCGGCAUCGGCAUCCGCAACACACUCUUCCUGCUCGCCGGCACCAACUUCCUGGGCAUGAUCAUGUCGCUGUUCGUGCCGGAGUCCAAGGGCAUGUCGCUCGAGGAGAUCGCCAAGGAGAACGUCAGCGACGACGCCACCGAGGCUCCUGCCAGAGUCUAGCUGCCUACAGACCUGCAGUUUCUGCAGGAAUGCGUCGUGCGUGAUACACGGAUGGUAUUCCCUAUUGUUUAUAUGUUUUCCUCUGUCCUUGUGUGAUUUACAUUAUACUAUUAUUACCUAGCGAUUUUACUGCGGUUUAAUCUGAGUGUAAUUUGAAACUAUUUUUUUAGGGUAAUUUCUCAAAUGAGAAUGUCAUUUGUUUGUGUC